Anarrhichthys ocellatus (wolf-eel) is the source of this 2295-nucleotide messenger RNA. It is a transcript of the gene tbx6, whose product is annotated as T-box transcription factor 6. Gene Ontology annotation, biological process: positive regulation of DNA-templated transcription; cell fate specification; regulation of transcription by RNA polymerase II. The record is from RefSeq and is a predicted model, not a curated record. Gene Ontology annotation, cellular component: chromatin; nucleus. Gene Ontology annotation, molecular function: RNA polymerase II cis-regulatory region sequence-specific DNA binding; DNA-binding transcription factor activity, RNA polymerase II-specific. NCBI's taxonomy places the organism in Eukaryota, Metazoa, Chordata, Actinopteri, Perciformes, Anarhichadidae.
AUGCUGAGUGUGGAGAUGUACCCCAGUUUGACUCUGGGACCUCAAAGGAUGGGAGACUGCUUUUACAGAGACCGGCAGGCAUCGGCCCACAUGCCGUUGUUCCCCCCCGCCUGUGACGUGGUGGCCAAAGCCCUGCCCCCAAGGCUGAUGGCCCCCCCGCCCGUCCCCAACGACCCGACCACCAAAAUUCCAAAAAAUGAUGUGAAGAUGGAGUUGGAGAAUGCGUCUUUAUGGAAACAGUUCAGCUCUGUGGGCACAGAGAUGAUCAUCACUAAGAAGGGCAGACGGAUGUUCCCUGGGCUGAGGUUAAAGCUCUCGGGCCUGAACCCAUCUCUCCGUUACAUCCUCCUCCUGGACAUCAUCCCAUUGGACAACUCCCGCUAUCGCUUCCAAGGUGGCGACUGGCAGGCUGUUGGCGGGGCAGAGGCGAAGCUACCAGACCGGGUUUUCAUCCACCCAGACUCGCCUGCCACAGGUGCUCACUGGCAGAGCCGCAACAUCUCGUUCCACUAUGCCAAGCUCACCAACAACACACUGGACUCUCAGGGACAUAUAAUCCUGCACUCUCUGCAUCGCUACCAGCCCAGAGUUCAUGUAAUUGAAGCCAGAGACGUGCUGAGAUGGGGCGGAGGGCAACACUCCUUCGUUUUCCCUGAGACCCAGUUUCUCACAGUCACCGCCUACCAGAACAACAAGAUCACAGAGCUGAAGAUCAACUCCAACCCCUUCGCUAAAGGCUUCCGAGAUGACGGCAUGAACAGCAAAAAACAAAGAGAUGCAAGACAGAAGCGCAAAAUCUCUGUCUUGACAGACACCUUGGAUAUUGUGAACUGUGACUCCACUGAGCUGCAGCCCAUCACCACCAGCACAGACCUGCAGGCCCUCGCUCUGGCCUCUCUGCCCCAACUGCCUGACCCCUCCUGUGGGUUCAGACCAGAUGGAGCCUCCUAUCAAGAUACUCUGGUCCCGGAGCAUCCACUAGAUCUCGGCGAGGCAUUCAUGGCAUCGCAGAUAUCUGAUAUCGGCAUCUCCAUGGCCAAUGGGAUGCAGGACGCACCGGGAAGUGAGGUGGCGAAUCAUAUGAUUGAAAGAUCAGACACUAUUGGUGAACCAGCUUAUACAUCCACCUUCUCCGCUACCAACACCUCCUCUUUCCCCUUGGCUCCUCUCCCUCAGUCAUCCUCCUCCUUCCCCUCCCUCCCCGUCCCUGACUCUUCAGAUACAUCCAAUCAUCAGCCUAUCGACUAUCCCUCCAUCCUCUCCUCUUCCCCCACGCUCUCCUCCUCCUCUACUCCCUCACUGCAGCAGACCUCCUUCACCUUCCCAACUCCACCUCCCUCUAACUCCUCCUCGCCACAGUCACUCCUGUCCUCCUCCUCCUCCCCCUCUGCCAACACCUAUCACACCAUCCCAGAGACAAUCAGCCCCCAUACAUCUACAGACGCCUCUUUUCCUGCCCCACCUUCCACAUGUCAUUCUGGACUGCAGGACCAAAUAUCAGUUCAUUCUCUGCUCUCUCAACCGAGUCAUCCUCUGCAGGGUGAACCUAUUAGUAGCGGAAAUAAUUCAUCCAUUGAUCAAAGCUCAGCAGCAUUUAUCUAUCCAAAUACCCUUCCAGCAAAUCCUGAUCCUGCUCCAGUUACUGCUCAGCAUCUCCUCAACUACAUCCACCCGCAGGCUCCCAGCCUGGCGUGCUCUCUAUCCACUCAUGGUGCCCCCACAUCUUUUGCCUUCCCCUCUGUCCCUCCACACAUGCAGAAUCUGUCCUUUUCCAAUGUGUCUCCCGGCUCUGCCCACCAUGCCCUUCACCUCCCAAAUCUGAGCCACCAAGCCCAGGCUGCUUCCUUCCCGCCCUCCUCCUUCACUCAUCCAUCCUCCUCCCUUCCUCACCCUUCCUUCCAACCCUCCUCUUGCUUGGCUGUCUCCUCUUCCUUCCAGCAGUCUAUGUCCUCAGCUACCUCAAUACCCCCAACAGCUCAUCCUCAAAACCUGCGCAAUCCCUGCACCUCCUCAUACCCUCCAGUUGAGAUGGGUGCCAUGCCACAGUUCAAUCCUGCCGCCCCCUAUCUCCCAGAGAUGGUACUGCACCACCCUUCUCUUCUCCCUCAGCUGGAUCCAUCACUUCCCUCCAGUCUUCCCUCCUCCACCCCUCCCUCAUCCCUCUACUCUGCCUUUCCAUCCUACCCUCUCCGGCUUUGUCAGGACCCUCACUCAUCCCUCUCCAUCCCAUUCAGGCAUCUAUACGACAACACCAGCAUGGGCACGCUCACCCCCAGGGGUCCUACCUGGAUAUGA